CCACCAUGAAGGGGUGGGGCGCUGAUUUUGCUCACUCUCAGCUGGAGAAAUACGGGGGGAAAGAAGGAAAAGGAUUGGGAAAAGAAGAGAAGGGAAAUACAGAACCAUUGAAAGUUAAACUAAAGUUCGAUAACACUGGAAUUGGGCAUGAUGUUGGAGAAGAGUUCAAAUUCCACUGGUGGGACCAUGUGUUCAACAAAGCUGCUAAGAAUAUGUCAGUUGAUGAUAAGGUAAAUUUAAAUGUGUAAUUGCAGUGAAUAUUGGAGUG
Molecule: messenger RNA, 268 nt
Organism: Penaeus monodon (black tiger shrimp)
Lineage: Eukaryota; Metazoa; Arthropoda; Malacostraca; Decapoda; Penaeidae
Product: G patch domain-containing protein 4-like
Exons: 2
Coding region: 6-248 (80 amino acids)
Biological process (GO): regulation of ribosome biogenesis
Cellular component (GO): nucleolus
Molecular function (GO): nucleic acid binding
Source: RefSeq, a predicted model, not a curated record